AUGAGUUGCGACUUUCGACAAAAUGAUGUCUCUGAGUUUGAUUGCAGUUCCAAGAUUGUAGCCCAUUUAUUAUAUGAGGCUUUGCUAAGGAACAUUGUGAAUGUCCUUAGCCGUAAAUGUCCUUUAUCAUUUCAGCCGAAUCUUUAUAAGAAAUUUUCGAACACGAUGUUCUUCGCUCAUAAGUACUCUAAUUCAAUAAACAGAAUCCUUAAUAGAGCUGGAUCGAAUGGCAACUCAUCUGAAAAAAUGUUAAACGACCUGAUUUGUCAAAAGACCAGGAAUUGCUUACGAAGAAAUUUAAGGAAAAAUGAACUCUAUAGUGGACUUUAUGAAUACGAAACAAUGGUUAAUGAAGUUACUAAUCGAACUGAAAAUGAUGAGAUCGAAGAACAUAAAAUAAAUCAAAGCUCAACGUUAAACUCGUCACCUCCAUAUGCUAUUUCAUAUCCCUCUUUGCCGACGGAAGCCUUUACAAGUUAUGAGUCGAGCACCACGCUACAGGAAACUGUAUCUUCAGAUACAAUUUUAUCGUCGGAUAAUUUUCUGAAUGAAGUACUAUCAUCUCAUUCCAAGUGA
Molecule: messenger RNA, 576 nt
Organism: Schizosaccharomyces cryophilus OY26
Lineage: Eukaryota; Fungi; Ascomycota; Schizosaccharomycetes; Schizosaccharomycetales; Schizosaccharomycetaceae
Product: meiotic recombination protein Rec6
Exons: 2
Coding region: 1-576 (191 amino acids)
Source: RefSeq, a predicted model, not a curated record